AGUAAGGAGGAGCGCUCAACGUCAAAAAUCUCGCCGGCUCUCAUGGGACUGGGGCAUUCGUCGCGGUGUUUGCUGCUACGGCGGAAGAUGGCGGAGGCGGACAGCUCGGAGCGGCAACAGCCUGUCACAUCCCCCCUCUCUCACUCUGCUCAGCCCUCCCCGCUGCCUAAACCAGUGCCUACUACCCACCAUGUGCCCUGUGUCCCCCACACGCCCCAUGUAGCCGCCCUGGCCACCUGUCCUGGUCGAGGCAAAAUUGCCAAGUUCAUCAGCCCAGAGGAAAUGACAUCACGGGACUACUAUUUUGACUCCUAUGCCCACUUUGGCAUCCAUGAGGAAAUGCUGAAAGACGAGGUGCGGACGCUGACCUACCGGAACGCCAUGUACCACAACAAGCAUGUGUUCAAGGAUAAGAUUGUCUUGGACGUUGGCAGUGGCACAGGGAUCCUCUCAAUGUUCGCUGCCAAUGCCGGUGCCAAACACGUGUAUGGGAUUGAAUGUUCAAGUAUAUCAGAAUAUUCAGAGAAGAUUAUCAAGUCCAAUCACCUACACAAUGUCAUUACCAUCUUCAAGGGCAAGGUGGAGGAGGUGGAGCUGCCUGUGGAGAAGGUGGACAUUAUCAUCUCAGAGUGGAUGGGCUACUGCCUUUUCUACGAGUCCAUGCUCAACACCGUCAUCUUUGCUAGGGACAAAUGGCUGAAACCUGGAGGCCUGAUGUUCCCUGACAGAGCAGCUCUCUACGUUGUAGCCAUUGAGGACAGGCAGUACAAGGAUUUCAAGAUUCAUUGGUGGGAAAACGUGUAUGGGUUUGACAUGAGCUGCAUUCGCAACGUGGCCAUCAAAGAGCCUCUGGUGGAUGUGGUGGAUCCCAAGCAGGUUGUGACUAACGCCUGCCUCCUGAAGGAAGUUGACAUCUACACUGUGAAGCCAGAGGACCUGUCCUUCACCUCAGCUUUCUGUCUACAGGUUCAGCGCAAUGAUUAUGUUCAUGCACUGGUCACCUACUUCAACAUCGAGUUCACCAAGUGUCACAAGAAGACUGGGUUCUCCACUGCUCCAGAUUCUCCCAGCACACACUGGAAGCAGACAGUGUUUUACUUAGAGGACUACUUAACUGUCAAGAAGGGAGAGGAGAUCUUUGGCAGUAUUACUGUCAGGCCCAAUGAGAAGAACGUGCGUGAUCUGGAGUUCACCCUUGAGCUAGACUUUAAGGGACAACUAUGUGAGGCCGCCAUCUCCCACGACUAUAAAAUGCGUUAG
Molecule: messenger RNA, 1260 nt
Organism: Scomber japonicus (chub mackerel)
Lineage: Eukaryota; Metazoa; Chordata; Actinopteri; Scombriformes; Scombridae
Product: protein arginine N-methyltransferase 8-B
Exons: 11
Coding region: 43-1260 (405 amino acids)
Biological process (GO): peptidyl-arginine methylation
Cellular component (GO): plasma membrane
Molecular function (GO): protein-arginine N-methyltransferase activity
Source: RefSeq, a predicted model, not a curated record